GAAAAGAGGGACGCUGAAUAAUCGAAUGACCAUGAGGUUAGGUUCUAUGAAUGCACCGUCCAGUUCUGUGUCGGAAGAAGGUGCGAGGUGAUUAAUACAUCACCGUGGGAACGUUAAUUUGAAAAACUGAUAUAAAGGAUGGAGAUCAUCGACUGACGAGUCAUUUGAUGUAGGUGACGUACACCUACAUCGUUCCGUCCUUUCGUUAUAUUUAUUGAAUUCAUUAGAAAAUUUUUUGCAACAUCACAAUACAAAACAAUAAAAUGGAACAUGAAAUUAAGGGGACCAGUGAUAUUCUACAGAAAUCAAAACGGAAAGACAUUGCUGUAAAUGAGGAAUUGAAAUACUGGAUGACUCAGUUACCGGAAGCUUUGAAAAACAUUCCCAUAAUACAUCUGGCAAUACCCGGUUCUCAUGAUACGAUGACUUACACUAUAAACCGGCAGAGUGACGUGGGGCCCGAUGAGCCGAGAUAUAUCAGAGCUCUUGGUCGUUAUUGUUCAUUCGUCUCAAAACCCAUUAUUUUUAAUUGGUCUAUUACUCAACAUGACAACAUUAAGGAUCAGCUCGACGGUGGAAUUCGAUAUCUAGACUUACGUGUAGCGACAAAGCCAACGGAUGGAAAUAUCUAUUUUGUUCAUGGCUUGUACGGAUCGAAAAUAUAUCAGCCGCUCCAGGAAAUAGCUGAAUGGUUGUCCUAUCAUAAUAACGAGAUCGUAAUCUUAGAUUUUCAACAUUUCUAUUCAUUCUCAGAAAUAGAUCAUCGCCAUCUUGUUGAAACGAUUUUUCAAAUAUUUCAAACAAAGUUAUGUCCAAUAGCAUCUAUAUUUGAUCACAUUACACUAAACUGGCUUAAUCUGGAAAAGUACCAAGUUAUCGUUAUUUACAGAAAUGCAUAUGCACAAAAUUAUUCGAAUUUGUGGCCAAGUGGCCUAUGGCGUACUCCAUGGCCCAACACUGUUCACGUUAACGAGCUUAUAAACUUUUUGGAUAUCGAAUUAAAAGCACGACCAUUAGAAAUCGGUUUUAUAUCACAGUGUCUCUUAACGCCUGACAUUUCUUAUGUAUUGAAACAUCUGUGCGGAACAUUACAGACAGAUUUAGUGCCAUCGUGCCAGAAAGUAAUUCUUCCAUGGAUAAAUCAAAAGCGACCUGGCCGUGGUGGCUUAAAUAUCGUUAUAGCUGAUUUUAUAUCCGAUAAUAAUUUUUUAUUUUGUAAGGCAGUUAUCAAUAGUAACAGAAAAUUCUUCGAUUCACAAUAUUCUGUGUGAAGUAUUUCAUACUUGAAACAUACAAAUGUAUAUACAAAUUGAAUAUGAAAUUUACAAUUUUGACGGUUGUGAUAAGUUAUUUUAAAAAUAUUCUCGUACUACGCAUAUUUUCAAUGGAAAAUUAUUUAUUUUACUUCUAAAGAAAUAUUUGCUCGUAUAUAUAAUAAAUAGUAUAAUAAAUUCAUGUAUUACUUCGUUAAAAAUCUAAAUAUUUUAUUUUUAUUCUAAAUCCUUAUAUAACUGCUAAAAUUUAAUAACAAUAAUCGUAAUAUUAAUUGCUGCAAUACAUUGCUUACUUACAUAAUUUUUGAACUUUGUAAAUGUAAUAUUAUAAAAUAACAAUGAUUUACUUGAAAAAUGUUUAUGAAAAAAUUUUAAGAAUAACAUUUAGGAUAUUUAAUUAAUUCGAAAAUUUAAAAUGAAAUUUCACAUUUAUAUAUUCAGUUCAUACUGAUACAUACUGAAGCAAUAUUUAACAUUGUACUGUUACUAAUCCUUUGCACUCGAACCUUUUUCGACUAAAACUUACAAUGUCUGAGAGAAAUACUUUAAGUGCAAAGGGUUAAAUAUUAAAUCUAUAAAUAAAUAUAAAUUUCAUACUAAUAUUUUAUCCCUAUCUCUUGUACUUUUAAUAUUUUUGUUUCAUUGAUCUUUUAUGCUCUAUUUUAUUUGAUUUUAAUUAGUCGAAUUAAUGUAAAUACAUAUAUAGAAAUCAAAAGAAUACGUUUUAAGUAUUCCAAAUAUUCCAACUAUGUCCAAUAUAGUUUACCAUUAAAAGGAUAUAUAAAAAAUUCUUUAUACUUAUGAUCAUUACACUACAAAAAAAUGGAUUUCAACAAAAAUUGUAUAAUAUAAUAUAAAUAUAAUAUAAUAUAGAUUUACAAUAACAAGCAUAUACAAGGUGUCUCAUAUAAAGUAUUACAAGCUGUUUUUUCCGAAAACUAUUGCAGAUAUCUAUUUAAAAUUUUACCAUGCUAAAUAGAGUUCAAUGCCUAAUAUUCUAGAAUAUAAAUAGUUGCAGGAGUGAACUUUUUGGAGGUAGAGAGAUUGCAACCUUUGAUUUUUUUUUAAUGGAAGAAGAAAGAAUUAAGGCCAUUAAGGAUUGCCAAUCCCAAUAACUUUUGUAUAAAAUACUUUUUUGUAUUCUGCAUAAUUACUUACUUCUUUCUUCUAGUAAGAAAUAGUUUUCUAAAGUGUUAUGCAAAUGGAUCGAAAAAUAUCAAAAUAAAUACUUUACUAUUGAAGUUUAUUUUAUUAAAUGUUCAAACUGUUGUCCAUUUAUUUCUAGACAUUUAUUUAUUGUUCCUAUCAUAUUUUGUUUUACUGCUAUUGUUUUUCAGAAUAUUGAUAUACAUUGAUAUGCAUUUUCUAUUCUAUAUUUUAUAUCUUCCUUUUUAUACAAGGCGAUUCAACUAUUACUUUCUUCUUCGCAUAGUUCCAUAAAAAAAAAAUAAAAUAAAAAUAAAAUCUAUAGAACUCAAAUCUGGAUGGCCAUAUAAUUAGUUCUCCACGCUCUAUCCACUUGUCUGUAAACACUACUUAA
Heterotrigona itama is the source of this 2814-nucleotide messenger RNA. Lineage: Eukaryota; Metazoa; Arthropoda; Insecta; Hymenoptera; Apidae. The record is from the annotation of a GenBank genome assembly.